GGGUUCUUCCACCACUCUGGCGAGUACAUCUGCACAGAGGACUACCAGCGGCUCUACGGGACGCAGUGUGACAGCUGUGAGCAGUACAUCACUGGAGAGGUGGUGUCUGCGCUGGGGAGGACGUACCACCGACACUGCUUCGUCUGCAGCAUCUGCAGGAGUCCGUUCCCGAUUGGAGACAGGGUGACCUUCUGUGGGAAGAAGUGUGUGUGUCAGCAGUGCUCACACACUCUGAGCAGCGACAAGCCCGUCAAGGUCCAUGGACCAAGCUACUGUGCAGGCUGUGGUGAGGAGAUCAAACAGGGUCAAUCUCUGCUGGCUUUGGAGCGUCAGUGGCACGUCAGCUGUUUUAAAUGCCGAACAUGUGGCUGCGCACUCACCGGAGAGUACAUCAGCAAGGAUGGGACACCGUACUGUGAGGCAGAUUACCACUCCCAGUUUGGGAUACGGUGUGACAGCUGCAACAGGUACAUCAGUGGCAGAGUACUUGAGGCUGGAGGGAAGCGCUACCACCCCAGCUGUGCUACGUGUGCCCGCUGCCACAUGAUGUUCCUUGAAGGAGAGGAAAUGUACCUUACAGGUUCAGAGGUCUGGCACCCCAUGUGUAAAGAAGCAGCUCGGCUGGAGAGGAAACUGAGGAUAAGACGAACCUCUGAGACGGCGUCCAUUUCUCCUCCAAACUCUUCUCCUCUGCUUGGCUCCCCUCACCGACUCAUUUGCUCUAAGGCUGACAGUGAUGUGUCGAAUUAUAAGCAGCUGGCAGCUCUGCCCAGGAUCAAAGCCAUUUAUGACAUCCAGCGGCCCGACAUCAUCCCUUAUCAAGCAGACCAUGCACAUACACACUUCUCAGACGACACUGUGGAGCAAUACAACUGUGGACAGUCAUUGGGCUCUUUGUCGCCAUACUCUCAUGAUCUCUUGGACGGGGUUGAGUUAAGAACGAGGCGUUCAUCCAGCUCCGCCUUCACUGACUCUCCUGCACACAGUCACCACGGAGGCUCCCCACUGCAUUGUUAUCUUCCUGGCAAUGAGAGUGGCAGGAGUUCACCCUAUUGCAGUCAGCCAGAGCCCAGGUGUGCUACACCCACCACCACCUCCACCCUUCAAGCCCCAAAGCAUUUCCAUGUUCCAGCAUCUGAGGGAACCAACAUCUAUAGGAAAGCCCCCAUCUAUAAGAGACCAGACGUAUCCGCCUCUCCAACAGCCAGUAAGCGUAAGACCAAUGAGAACCUCCUUAAUUCCAGCCGCCUUUCCUCCUCCAAUUGUAACAGCCUUUAUCACUCGGACUCCAACUACUUCCCGUAUACUGGCUCUCCUAAAGUCUCCAGGGUGAGAAGGUUUUCGUCUGGAGGAGAGGAGGAUGGAUGGAAUCACAACAUAAACAAGGGAAUUGGCAGAAUGAUCCUGAAGGAGGAGAUGAAGGCGCGGUCAGGUUGUUAUGACAAUGACCUAUGGGGGAGCAGACGCAGUUCUCGCUGCAGCAGCAGGGAGGCGCUGAACAAUCUGGGAUUCACCUCCCUCAACGGCUCUCCCAGGUCGCUCCACAGUGCAGACAGUGACUCAUACAUUGCCAAAUCGUCCUCGUUGCCAGGCUACGGCAAAAAUGGAAUAACCAGGCCUGGGAGUGCGGGUGCAGAUUAUUACCAGUAUGACAGCAACAACGCAGUUAAUUGGCAGAUCAGAGAAUACAAGAUCUACCCAUAUGAGGCUCUAAUUGUGUCAAUCAGAAAGAAGCAGCGUCUCCCAAGUGAUGUCGACCGAGCCAGACUGGAGCGUCAUCUCUCACCAGAGGAGUUCUGCAGAGUUUUUGGCAUGUCCAUGGCUGCCUUUGAUCAUCUUGCUCAGUGGAAGAAGAACGAACUGAAGAAACAGGUUCGACUCUUCUGAAAAACUUAAGUCAAAAGAGGUGCUUUACCCAAUGCAAGUCCACUUCCAGCAGUCUAUGCUUCCAGCCAGCAUUGCUCUCUGAAAAGAAGCCUCCAAAAAAGCCUGAUGACCCAAGAUUGACUUUCUGUCUCUGAGGAACUGGCUUAAGUAAAGGUUUUUCCUCCUUUGGGUUGAAAAGAGUGGAACUGUUGGCAUCCUUAACUUAAGAAGCUUUAACUUAUGCAUACUUGGACCCCAUAGCAAUAUGUAAGGAGAGAGCCAACAGGCUAGACGGAAAAACGUCUGACUUAAGAGCAAGGAGAACUGAGAGGGGAUAAGUUAGACUUCUUGAGAGAGCAGAUGAAGAAUACUGGAGCUGGAACAGAACAAGGAUUGAUGAGGAGAGGGAGUAGUUGGCUGAGUCUCCAUCUCCAACCAGCAGAUGGCAUUGUGUUUGCAGGAGCAUUAGCAGAGCAGGUGGAGUGUUAGCUGAAGGACUUGGUACCAGAUUGAUGGUCUGCUACAAUGAGUCAAACACCAAUUUAUGCCCCAAGUGACAGAGGUUGAUUUGGAAAGCAUCUUUGCUGCCUGAAAGACCGACUGAUAUGUUGCUGAUGACAAAAAUAACCCAAGCUGUGUGGACAACUGUGUGGUCCUCAACAUUAGGGGUUUGGGCAUGACAUACAUACAGUGUUUUAUAAUGUAUUGAUUCUAAAAUUCAAAGUUUUGAAUUACAAAAAAGUUUUUCUUUUGUAAUACAGGCAUGUGUUUGAUUGUAAUGUCAGUUUUUCUGGAGCCAUAUCAGUGUUUUUGGUUCUUCUUUAUGAUCUGGGCUGAAUGUAAGGUCACUGAAGUGGUCUUUGAAAUACAAUUAGUCAUGGCUCUAAACACAGAAAUGUUAUAGUUAAGUUUAGAAAUGAGGUUUGAACACUUUACAAUAUUUGUGUUUCCCUUGUCCCUUUAAUGAAAUCAUAGUUUUGUUAAUUUAUACCUUCAGCUGCACUCAUGAAGGUGCUGGAUUAUGUUUAUGCAAAAUGGAACUGUGUGUGUCUGUGCGUAAUUACAGCAAAUUUAAGAUAGAGGGUUUUAAUGGAUUUGUAUUCAUAAACCCUCAAAAGAACGAUUAGGUUAAGACAGGAAUGAGGGAGAUUUAAAGAAAAAAAGGGAAUAGAGAAAAGGAAGCUAAAAGGGAAGGAAUGUGUGAAGAAUGGACGACAAAGCCAAUGUAAAAGAAACUUUGUAAAGAACUCCCUCCGAUAUGUUAAUCAAGAGUUGACUUGUUUCUAAAGGAAAGUGUUCAACAUCUAUAAGGAAACAGCACGAGUCUGGGCUUGAAGGGAUUUAACUAGUCGUGUUUUUUACCUGAAUGUACAAGAUGGAAUAUUGUUUCCUGCUGCUGCGAAAACUGGUACCACCAGGUGUGUAUGUCUUUACAGGUCUUAAUUUAAAACAUUUAUAGUAUGCAAGCCCAUGUCAGCCAAGACAUCUCCUGAAUAAAUGAUUCAGGCAUCACUGUUUAUUUUGUAUUGUCCUUGUUCAUAUCAUUAAAGAGUGCAACUCAUGAUGAUAGCUGG
This is a messenger RNA of Labrus bergylta (ballan wrasse), 3440 nucleotides long. The record is from RefSeq and is a predicted model, not a curated record. Lineage: Eukaryota; Metazoa; Chordata; Actinopteri; Labriformes; Labridae.